AUGGAAGAAUCGCCGGCGGAGGAUAAAAGAUUCGGUUUUAUUGAGGACUACGUGUUGAAGACUUUGAAACUGAAAAAGGAAAGAUGGCAGAAAUGCAUGUCUACGGAGGACAGCAAGCAAGUUAUUCAGGAGUUUUUAGACAAAACCGACCACAUCACGUUGGUCAUCUCCCUAAAUGCUGCAGGGCUGUUGCUGCCCACUGUGGUAGUCCCGUUGCUUUCGAACGGGAAGAAUCACGGUGACUGGCCGCAGGUGGUGUCCCAGGACGUUAAGCGCCACGUCCACUCCCUGAAGACCAACGUGUUUGUGGUGUCCGGUCAGGUGAAGGAGUCGGUGGUGAUCGAGUGGAGCCACCAGAUCAGCGCGGUCCUGAAGAAGGACUCCUCCGAGGCUCUGCUGGAGGGCCGGAGCCCCACGCCCCACACUGAGCUGCUCUUCUGGAGGGACAGGUAUGCAGACCUUGAGUGCAUCCAUUCCCAGUUCCGGUCAUCCAAGGUGACUAAGAUGGCAGCGUUGCUGGAGGCCAUGGAGAGCAGCUACUGUCCAGCUUUUAACAACAUGCUGCAAGACGUCCUGGCGGCGCUGGAGGAAGCGCAGGACAUCUGCACCUACCUCAGGCCGCUGCAGCGCCACUUUGACGACUUGGAGAACGUGGAGUUCCCCGAGGUCAAAGGUCACAUUGCGCCCCUGAUGCAUGCCGUGUGCCUGGUGUGGGCUAACUCCCGCUACUACAACACCCCGGCCCGCCUCAUCGUAUUGCUGCAGGAGACCUGUUACCUUCUCAUCCAGCAGGCCCGGGCCUACCUGAGCCCAGAGGAGCUUCUGAAAGGUGAGGUGUCAGAGAGUCUGCUGAAGGUCCAGACCACCCUGGAGGUCCUGCAGCUCUUCAGACACACCUAUGAGGAGCAGCGGGCCGGGCUGGACCGCUACCGGAGGGACGGGAGGGAGGUCCGGCCUUGGGACUUCUCUCCCCUCAUGGUGUUCGCUGGGCUCGACCGCUUCCUGGAACGGGUCCGGACCAUCGAGGAGGUCCUCCUGACGGCGGUGGACCUGCUGAAGCUGGAGAAGGUGGAGUUCGGGGGGGUCAGAGGUCGCUCCCUCAGCCAGCAGGUCCAGUGGCUCCACCAGGACUUCCUGGACACCUACAAGGUGUUCACGGAGAAGCCCUACGACUGCCUGGACGUAACCAACAAGGAGUUGGAGGCGGACGUGAGGGCGUUCAGGCUGAAGGUGGAGGACAGUGACCGGCGUCUGGGGUCCACGUUCUGUCAGGCCUUCGAUGAUGCUUCCGGACUGGAGAGCGCCUUUAAGGUCCUGGACAUGUUUGGGAGCCUGUUGGAGCGCCCUCUGGUGGCAGCAGACGCUCAGGACAGGUACCCUCUCCUGAUCAGCAUGUUUGACCAGGAGCUGGACUGCAGCAGGGCGCUCUUCAACAGACACACGCAGGCUGUGGAGGAGCAGGGCUUGACUCCUGUGAAUAAAAACAUGCCGGCGGUAGCGGGGGGGCUGAGGUGGGCCCGGCAGCUUCAGCAGCGCAUCCAGACGCCCUUCUCCAAGUUCAGACAUGUAUCUUACCCGUGUCUGGAGUGUGCAGACGGACGCAGGGCCAUCCAGAAGUACGAGGAGAUGAUCCAACUACUGGACAGGUACUCUCGGGGGCUGUAUGAGGCGUGGACCAACUCGGUGGCCGAGCAGUCUCAGUUCAACCUCAACCUGCCCCUGCUCAGCAGGGAGCCCUCCACACGCCUGCUGUCCGUCAACUUCAGCCCCCAGCUGGUGUCAGUGCUGAGGGAGGUGAGGUAUCUGGAGGCUCUACAGACUGAGGUCAUCCCUGACACUGCAGCGCUGCUCUACACCACCAGGGGGCAGCUGUGGCAGUACCUGGCCAACCUGGAGCUCACAGUAGGGAGCUACAACAAGGUGGUGCGCUCCGUGCUGGAGGUAGAGUACCCUCUGAUCCGGGGUCAGCUGGCUGAGAUCGACGCUCGUCUCCGAGAAGCAGAGGAGGACAUCAGCUGGAACAGCCAAGGGAUCUGGGCGUACAUCCAGGAGGUGCGGGACGCCGUGUGUGACCUGCAGCAGCGUCUCCAGAGGACCCAGCACCAGGUGGAGGAGAUCCAGGCCUGCAGCAGGAGCUGGUGCAGCCCCCUGCUGGAGCGCCGCGAGGGCCGCAGGGACGCCCUGCUGGCCCUGGAGGAGCGCGCCGACCGGCUGGAGCGCUGCCACGCCCACAUACGCUCCUCCGGGGACAAGAUGCACUUCCUGUUGAAGAGCAACCUGGAGCUGUUCAGAGCAGAUGCGUCAUCGGAGGACUGGAAGGUCUACGUGGAGUAUAUCGAUGACAUGGUCGUAGACGGCUUCUUCAACAGCGUUGAAUGCUCCCUCAAGUUCUUCCUGGAGAACACAGGUACCCCAGGUUAG
Hypomesus transpacificus is the source of this 2421-nucleotide messenger RNA. RefSeq names its product dynein, axonemal, heavy chain 9 (gene dnah9). The transcript is spliced from 17 exons. NCBI's taxonomy places the organism in Eukaryota, Metazoa, Chordata, Actinopteri, Osmeriformes, Osmeridae. The record is from RefSeq and is a predicted model, not a curated record. Bases 1 to 2421 code for a protein of 806 amino acids.